Messenger RNA from Lagenorhynchus albirostris (white-beaked dolphin), 1135 nucleotides. RefSeq names its product acetylserotonin O-methyltransferase (gene ASMT). The record is from RefSeq and is a predicted model, not a curated record. Bases 171 to 1001 code for a protein of 276 amino acids. The transcript is spliced from 5 exons. NCBI's taxonomy places the organism in Eukaryota, Metazoa, Chordata, Mammalia, Artiodactyla, Delphinidae.
AUCCCCACCGUCAUGUCCAGAACUCUCCCAUCUUCCCAAACCUUGUCCCCAUUAAACACUGACUCCCCCUCCCCCAGCCCCUGGACCCACCAUCUACUUUCUGUGAAUGUGACUCUUCUAGGGAACCCCGGUACGUGUCCUUCUGUGUCUGGCUUCUCUCACUCGGCAUCAUGUCCUCAAGGUUCAUCCACAUUGUACCUGGAUCAGAAUUCCCGUCUUUUCUAAGACUGAGUCAUGUUCCAUUGUUUUUACACGGUAUUUUGCGUAUCCGUCCAUCCGUCAGUGGACGCCUGGGUGGCAUCCACCUUUUGGCCAUUUUGAAGAAUGCUUCACGUGAACACACGGGUGUCCACGCCAUCUGUUCGGCUCCCUACUUUUGGUUCUUUGGGGUCUACAGCCAGCAGUGGAAUUGCUGGAUCCUGUGGUCAUGCUACGCUGAAUUUUGUGAGGAACUGCCCUGUUUCCCUGAGCACUUGCAGAUGCACGCUCCCUCCCUGUGGCGUGUGCGUCUGGUUCUUAAGAGAAUUGAAGCUGAGUCUGGUUUCUGCCGUUGCCCCGAGGUUCUCUUCGCCGCCUGUGAGCGGGGAGCCUUUGACCUUCUGGCCGAGGUCCCGGAGGCCCUGGGCUCGGCUGCAGUGGCUGCAUGUCUGGGCGUCAGCUCCUGGGGGACAGAGCUACUGCUGGAUGCCUGUGUGUCCCUGAAGCUGCUUCAAGUGGAAGUGAGGAGAGAAAAAGCUGUGUAUGAAAACACAGAGCUCGCCAGCACCUACCUGGCCAGAGCCAGCCCCAAGUCCCAGCAGGACGUGCUGCUGUACGCGGCCAGGACCACCUACCUGGGCUGGGGCCACCUGGCCGCGGCUGUCAGAGACAGGAGGAACCAGUAUCUGAAGGCCUUUGGGGUUCCCUCCGAGGAACUCUUCACUGCCAUCUACAGGUGGUUCCGGGGCUGUGGCCAAGGCGUGCAUGUCUCUGUACCCGGGGUCUCAGGUCACCGUGUUUGACAUCCCGGACGUGGUCCAGAUGGCAAAGAGGCACUUCUCAUUCCCGGAGGAUGAACGGAUCGGCUUCUGUGAAGCUUCCACGGGGGACGACGAUGUACGCUGAACUGAUGAACAUUUCCCAAAGAACGUGUUUG